Choloepus didactylus (southern two-toed sloth) is the source of this 1437-nucleotide messenger RNA. RefSeq names its product cysteine rich with EGF like domains 2 (gene CRELD2). Gene Ontology annotation, molecular function: calcium ion binding. Bases 165 to 1217 code for a protein of 350 amino acids. NCBI's taxonomy places the organism in Eukaryota, Metazoa, Chordata, Mammalia, Pilosa, Megalonychidae. The record is from RefSeq and is a predicted model, not a curated record. The transcript is spliced from 10 exons.
AGUAGCCCCGGGAACGGCCGGCGCGGCGGCGAGCGGUGCGCGGCCCCAGGCCGGAGCUGGCGCCACAGGGCGCGUCGCCCGCGGCUGCACUCGGCCGGUGUCCUCGGCCCCGGCCGGCGCCCGCCGCGUCUCCCCGGGGCUGUGCUCGGGCUCGGCCCCGCGCCAUGCGCCCCGCGUCCCCGGCCGCGCCGGGGCUCCUGCUGCUGCUGCUGCUGCUGCGACCCGCAGGCGCCGCCAAGGUCCCGACUCCCUGCAGGCGGUGCCGGGAGCUGGUGGACAGGUUCAGCCAGGGAAUGGUGAACACCGCGAAGAAGAACUUUGGCGGCGGAAACACUGCUUGGGAAGAAAAGACGCUGUCCAAGUACGAGUUCAGCGAGAUCCGGCUGGUGGAGAUCAUGGAGGGGCUGUGUGAGGGCAGCGACUUCGAGUGCAACCGGCUGGUAGAGGAGCACGAGGAGCAGCUGGAGACCUGGUGGCUGGGCCUGAAGAAGGAGCACCCCGACCUCUUCAAGUGGUUCUGCGUGGAGACCCUGAGGGUUUGCUGCUCCCCGGGAACCUACGGGCCGGACUGCCUGGAGUGCCAGGGCGGGGCGCAGCGGCCCUGCAGUGGGAACGGUCACUGCCGCGGAGACGGCAGCCGAGAGGGGGACGGGAGCUGCCAGUGCCACAUGGGGUACCUCGGGGCGCUGUGCACCGAGUGCGCGGACGGCUACUUCAGCUCGCUGCGGAACGAGACGCACAGCAUCUGCACAGCCUGCAACGAGGCCUGCAAGACGUGCCGGGGCCCGAGCAGCAGGGACUGCGCUGAGUGCGAGGUUGGCUGGGUCCGGGAAGAGGACGCUUGUGUGGACGUGGAUGAGUGCGCGGCCGAGCCGGCCCCCUGCGGCGGUGCCCAGUACUGCGAGAACGUCGGCGGCUCCUACACCUGCGCAGAGUGUGACCCGACGUGCGCGGGCUGCACGGGGGAAGGACCCAGCAGGUGCACCGAGUGCAUCCCCGGCUACGCAAAGCAGGAAGGACGGUGCACAGACGUGGACGAGUGCUCGCUCGCAGAGAAGGUGUGCGUGAGGGAAAACGAAAACUGCUACAACACCCCGGGGAGUUUCGUCUGCGUGUGCCCCGAGGGCUUCGAGGACACAGAGGCGGCGUGCGUGCAGACGGCCGUGGGCGAAACCAAAGAAGAACUGGCCCCGGCCCUGGCCCGUGAGGAUUUGUGACACGUGCUCCAGAAGUGGACACCGCCCUUCCCCUUAAAUUAUUCGGACCACAGCCCCCAGGCCGGGCCCCUGUGGAGCUGAGCCCACUUCUCUGGGUGCCCCUGUGCUCCUCGGAAACAGCUGGUGCUCACUCAGCCUUUAAAUAAGCUGUGCUUCGUGGUUGUUGGAAAACAGAUUCAUUUAUUUUGAUACCUUCUUUCUAAUAAAAUUGGCCACUGGA